This is a messenger RNA of Brienomyrus brachyistius, 3710 nucleotides long. RefSeq names its product metabotropic glutamate receptor 8-like. Gene Ontology annotation, biological process: G protein-coupled glutamate receptor signaling pathway; regulation of synaptic transmission, glutamatergic. Gene Ontology annotation, molecular function: group III metabotropic glutamate receptor activity. The record is from RefSeq and is a predicted model, not a curated record. Lineage: Eukaryota; Metazoa; Chordata; Actinopteri; Osteoglossiformes; Mormyridae. Gene Ontology annotation, cellular component: membrane.
CGCCAGGACGCCGUUACUCUUUAACUUAUCAGCAGCCUUUUAAUGCUGAACAAGAAACUUUUCGUUCUCGCUGAAAACGACUCAACACUUGGGAUUCUUGAGGCCACUUCGAACCCCAGACUGUGAUCUCCGUGGCCUCAAUCUGAGAUUCCCUCCCCCGGCUCUCAAAUCCACUCCCUCCACCUUCGCUUUCAUCUUGAGAUGCGUGCCACAUGUGGCCGGGAUGUUAUAAAAAUUGAUGGUAGGCCCCCGCAUUUGCUCGGGGUCCGACGCUGAACUCUGAUAGGCUGAGGGGGCACUGAUGGUCCCCCCUAACUCCCGUGCUCACUGCCGGACCGCCCCCUAUCGCUGCGACCACCAGAAGUCCUGCUUUCCCGCCCACCCGCUCACGCCGCCCCGCCCCACCCCGCCGCCAUGGCGAGGGACUCGCGGAAGCAGCCUGUCUCUUGCCGCCACGUCUUGCUCUUGAUGGCCAGGUCUUGCUGGUUGCUGAGCUGCAUGCGGGAGGCUCAGGCCCAGGAACACGCUCACUCCAUCCGGUUGGACGGCGACAUCAUCCUGGGUGGCCUCUUCCCCGUCCAUGCCCGCGGAGACCGCGGCGUGCCCUGCGGCGAGCUCAAGAAGGAGAAGGGCAUCCACCGACUGGAAGCCAUGCUCUUCGCCAUUGACCAGAUCAACAAGGACCCCGAGCUGCUUCCCAACGUGACGCUGGGCGCCCGCGUCCUGGACACGUGCUCGCGGGACACCUACGCCCUGGAGCAGUCGCUCACGUUCGUGCAGGCGCUCAUCGAGAAGGACGCGACAGACGUCCGUUGCGCCAGUGGAGACCCGCCCAUCUUCGCCAAGCCGGACAAGAUCGUGGGCGUGAUCGGCGCCUCCGCCAGCUCCGUGUCCAUCAUGGUCGCCAACAUCCUGCGGCUCUUUAAGAUACCUCAGAUCAGCUAUGCAUCCACGGCCCCCGAGCUCAGCGACAACACCCGCUACGACUUCUUCUCACGCGUGGUGCCGCCCGACUCCUACCAGGCACAGGCCAUGCUGGACAUCGUCAUGGCGAUGGGCUGGACCUACGUCUCCACCCUGGCGUCGGAGGGCAACUACGGCGAGAGCGGCGUGGAGGCCUUCGUGCAGAUCUCCCGGGAGUCCGGUGGCGUGUGCAUCGCACAGUCCCUGAAGAUCCCCAGAGAACCCAAGCAGGGCGAGUUUGACAAGAUAAUUCUGCGACUGCUUGAGACCUCCAGCGCCCGCGCCGUCAUCAUGUUUGCUAAUGAGGACGAUAUCAGGCGGAUCCUUGAUGCUGCCAAACGCAACAAUCAGACGGGUCACUUCCUGUGGGUGGGCUCUGACAGCUGGGGUUCGAAGAUCUCCCCAGUCAUCCAGCAGGAGAGGGUGGCCGAGGGGGCCGUAACCAUCCUCCCUAAGCGGGCAUCUGUGGACGCGUUUGACAGAUACUUCAGAAGCCGAUCCCUGUCCAACAAUAGAAGGAACGUGUGGUUUGCGGAAUUCUGGGAGGAGAAUUUCAACUGCAGGUUGGGAUCACACGGCAGACGGCCUGGAAUCCUGAAGAAAUGCACAGGGCUGGAGAAGGUGGGAAGAGACUCCAGUUACGAGCAGGAGGGCAAGGUGCAGUUUGUGAUGGACGCUGUGUACGCCAUGGCACACGCGUUGAACCGCAUGCACCGUGAGCUGUGCUCCGGCUACCCAGGACUGUGUCCCCGCAUGGCCAACAUUGACGGCAAGGAGCUGCUCGCCCACAUCCGGGCCGUCAACUUCAACGGCAGCGCAGGGACCCCGGUGGUCUUUAACGAGAACGGCGACGCCCCUGGCCGUUACGACAUCUUCCAGUACCAGAUCACCAACAAGUCGACGGCGGAGUACAAAGUCAUCGGCCACUGGACGGACAACUUGCACCUGAAUGUGGAUGCCAUGCAGUGGGCGGGGGGCAGCAGGGCCGCGCCGGCCUCUGUGUGCAGCCUGCCGUGCCAGCUUGGCGAGCGGAAGAAGAUGGUGAAGGGUGUGCCGUGCUGCUGGCAUUGCGAGCGCUGUGAGGGCUACCACGUCCAGGCGGGCGAGUUCAGCUGCGAGCUGUGUCCAUACGAGCAGCGGCCCGACCGCAACCGCACAGGCUGCCAGCCCAUCCCCAUCGUCAAGCUGGAGUGGCACUCACCCUGGGCCAUGGCGCCAGUCUUCAUCUCCAUGCUGGGCAUCGUAGCCACCACCUUCGUCAUCGUCACCUUCGUGCGCCACAAUGACACACCCAUUGUGCGAGCCUCCGGCCGUGAGAUGAGCUAUGUGCUGCUGACGGGCAUCUUCCUAUGCUAUGCCAUCACCUUCCCCAUGAUCGCCGCCCCUGACGUAGCCAUCUGCUCCCUGCGCCGCAUCUUCCUGGGCUUGGGCAUGUGCUUCAGCUACGCUGCCCUGCUCACUAAGACCAAUCGCAUCCACCGCAUCUUCGAGCAGGGCAAGCGGUCAGUGACGGCACCGCGGUUCAUCAGCCCCGCCUCCCAGCUGGUCAUCACCUUCAGCCUGAUCUCUGUACAGCUACUGGGCGUCUUCGUGUGGUUCGCUGCUGACCCGCCGCACACUGUGGUGGACUACGGCGAGCAGCGCACCCAGGACCCGGAGAAUGCCCGUGGCGUCCUUAAGUGUGACAUCUCGGACCUCUCCCUCAUCUGUUCCCUCGGAUACAGUAUUCUGUUGAUGGUCACGUGCACUGUUUACGCCAUUAAGACUAGGGGGGUCCCAGAGACCUUCAACGAAGCCAAACCCAUUGGAUUUACCAUGUACACUACCUGCAUUAUCUGGUUAGCAUUUAUCCCCAUCUUCUUUGGGACUGCACAGUCAGCCGAGAGGAUGUACAUCCAGACGACCACGCUGACCAUCUCGCUGAGCCUGAGCGCCUCUGUCUCCCUGGGCAUGCUCUACAUGCCCAAGGUCUACGUCAUCAUCUUCCACCCGGAGCAGAACGUGCCCAAGCGCAAGCGCAGCUUCAAGGCCAUCGUCACCGCUGCCGCCAUGUCGGGCAAGCUGGCGCAGAAGGGGGGCGACCGACCCAACGGCGAGGUGAAGACCGAGCUCUGCGAGAGCAUGGACACCAACACAGCCUCCUCGACCAAGACGACGUACGUCAGCUAUAGCAAUCCCGCCAACUGACGUCCGCUGCAGGGAGAAAACUCCAGAAGGACCACGGAUCCAUCACUGAGCCGUCAAGUUCGAUGAGGACUAGGGUUUCAGGGGUGGGGGUUGGGGAUGCUUCCGACGCUGCCCGAUCAGAGUUGCUAACAACUUUCGCUUCAUACCGGUGACUCAGGAUGGUAAAGCAGGUUGAAGCGCGAUGGACUCGUUUCUGCAGAUAAACAAAUGGAACAAAACUGACCUCCAGCUUGAGAGACACGGAAGACAUUCGAAACUUAAAAAAAAAAGCAGGAUUAAAAAAAUUCCUUUGAAGACAAAGAUUUAAGUAUUUAAAAAAAAAAAGAGAGAAAACGUCCAAGUCAACCAUGUUUGUUGUUAUCCUAUCUGUAAGUACUUUUGUGGUCGUGCAGAUUUCUCUCCCUUGUCCACUUUUGUCUGACCUGCAUAACGAGUUGAGUUCGUCUCUUGUAUUGGCUACCGGGGUCGUAGUCCUGGGUCGUGAGUCUGUAAAUGCAAAGGUUAAAGCAUGUUUUUAUACAAAUAAUUUAUUUAUAAUAAAGGAAUGUUUUGCAAAUGUU